UGAAAUCAGGGUCCAAGCAGCAUGUACAGUAGCACUUUAAGGUCUGUAUGCCAGUAAAGACAGAAUGGACACCUUGCUACAACAGCUGACCCGUGGUAAUGCUCUGUUCCUCAUCAUUAUUUUGGGAAUUGGAGGAAGCUUUCAAAAUGGCUAUCACACUAGUGGACUGAGUUCUCCCUCACCGUACAUUCGGCGCUUCAUCAACAGCAGCUGGUACGAUAGAUAUGAAGAGCCUCCACCUCCACAGACGGUCACGAUGAUCUGGUCCCUUAUUGUUUCAAUGUAUGCUGUUGGGGGACUCUUUGGUGCUGUCAGUGUCAGAUUUAUCUCCGACAUGAUGGGAAGAAAAAAGACGAUGAUGUGCAACAGCGUUAUUGCCGUAGUUGCAGCAGGGGUCAUGCUGACAAGUAAAUCUGCCAAUUCAUAUGAAAUGAUAAUCGUGGCAAGGAUCCUGUAUGGCUACUCGGCAGGUUUGGGAGCCAACAUCCAUUCAUUGUACCUGGGAGAGAUUUCACCCAGAAAGAUCAGAGGGACUGUGACUCAGUCCGUAGCGACAUUCGGGUCACUUGGUAAACUGUUUGGACAGUUUUUUGGACUGAGUGAGAUCCUUGGUCGUGAGGAGCUGUGGAACAUCGUCCUCUGUGUUCCUGCCUUUUUCUCAGUGGUUCAGCUUAUAGUGUUGCCUUUUCUCCCCGAGGCUCCCAGAUACAUAUUCAUUGAGAAAGGUGAUGAGAAGGCUUGCAAAAAAGCUCUCCAGAGUCUGUGGGGCCAAGGUGACUACAAACAGGAGAUGGACGAGAUGUUGGCUGAGCAGGUGGCCAUUGAGGCAGCCCCACAAAAGAGCCCUCUGCAGGUGCUGAGGGACAGGACUGUCCGAUGGCAGCUUCUCACCAUGGCCGUCAUCUACUCCUGUAACCAGAUAUCGGGCAUGUCUGCGAUCAGUACCUUCUCUUUUGAUAUCUUCCUGAAGGCAGGUAUACCGAGAGAUAAGAUCCGCUAUGUUACUCUUGGUCUUGGAGUAUGUGAAAUCAUCAGCUGCAUCUCCUGUGGGCUGCUGAUUGAGCACACUGGGAGGAAGCCGUUGAUCUGGGGGGGUUAUUGUAUCAUGUCUGCCAGCUUGGUGUUCACCACUGUCACGUUCACCCUGAAGGAUUCCAGCUACUGGGUUCCAUACAUCACCAUUGGUUUGAUCAUCGUCUUCAUCAUCUGCUUUUGCAUUGGACCUGCGGGGGCCACGAGUACUCUGACCAAUGAGCUCUUCACCCAGUCCGACCGAACGGCAGCGUAUGUCCUCACGGGGUUCCAACGCUGGUUCUUAACCACUGUGAUGGGCCUAUCCUUUCCAUUCAUUAUUAACGCCCUGGAGUCGUACUGCUUUGUGGUGUUCGCCUGUAUGUGCCUGCUGGGUUCUCUUUACACCUUCUUCCUCCUGCCUGAGACUAAAGGGAAGACCCUGCUGGAGAUCGCCGAGGAGUUUAAAGCCAUCACCGUCUGUGGGAAAUCCUUCAUAGAGAAAAAGAGAUUGGAGACCAAGUUAUAAGGCAGUCCAGAUACAGUAGACUGACUGACUGACAGAGGGAUGAUGAAGGACUCUGUGUGACCAAAAUGACAAUAUUUAUGCUUUGUGAAGUAUUUAAAUCAAUUACAAAAGCAUCAGUCAACAAACACUGUAUAUUAUAAAGGCCGUAAAAUGGAAGUGCGCUGCAGUUAAAUUACUGAGACGAACAUGUAAACUAUAAUGAGCUAUAAUGUUUUAUUCCUUGUCAUUGUCCAUAAACAGGUGCCACUUCUGAUGCCACUGUUAUUGUUAUUGCUGUCAUUCUUAGUUCAGGUCAGAACUCAUACUAUCUACAACAUGUGAGGGUGUAAGGCAAGAGGAUAACUUAAGUCAGAAGGAUGAGAAAAUAUGUGAUGUUUCAGGAAAAAUGACUUGAAGGUACAGUGUGUAGGAUUUGGCGGGAUCUAGUGGUGUGGUUGCAGAAUGCAACCAACUGAGUACCGCUAAUGUGAGCCGUGAUAAUACCGUUCGCCUCACUCAGAGGCCAUCCUUACCGUGAUAACACUAUUUUAGGAGCAAAAGAAGUCAGAUUGCGCCUGGCUGUACCACGGUUUUACACUCGGCGGCUCACGUUACUGCAGUUUCACA
Messenger RNA from Sebastes umbrosus (honeycomb rockfish), 2146 nucleotides. RefSeq names its product solute carrier family 2 member 9, like 1 (gene slc2a9l1). Gene Ontology annotation, molecular function: hexose transmembrane transporter activity. The record is from RefSeq and is a predicted model, not a curated record. The transcript is spliced from 12 exons. Gene Ontology annotation, cellular component: membrane. Lineage: Eukaryota; Metazoa; Chordata; Actinopteri; Perciformes; Sebastidae. Gene Ontology annotation, biological process: monosaccharide transmembrane transport. Bases 65 to 1540 code for a protein of 491 amino acids.